Acanthosepion pharaonis is the source of this 822-nucleotide messenger RNA. Lineage: Eukaryota; Metazoa; Mollusca; Cephalopoda; Sepiida; Sepiidae. The record is from the annotation of a GenBank genome assembly.
AUGCGCUUCCGUCAGGCCUACGCCAUUACUCUUUUUGGAAUCUUUUUCUUUAUCUUUUUUUUUCUCUGUAUAUUACGAUGCUUUCCCUAUGCUGCUUUCCUUUUCCAUGUUUCAGGUUUUUUAUUUUUCCUCUCUUUCUCUUCUUUUAAAGUUUUAUAUAUCUUUUUUUUUUCUCUCUCUGUUCACGACCUUUUUCUCAUCAUUCUCUCUUCUAUCUGUCGAUGUUUUCUCUCUUUGACUUAUCCUGUCUACAAGCCCAAUCCUUUUGUCAACCCUGACCCCCACCUCUCAUUUCUGUACUUUCACUUUGUGGUCCUCAUUAUCCAGUUCUUUUUCCUCUCUUUCACAAUAGUCCCGCAGCAGCAUUUAUCUAUAUUUAGAUGCAUUUGCCCUUUUCUUUCUUUUUCUUUCUUUCUUUCUUUCUUUCUUUCUUUCUUUCUUUCCAAAUUUUUUCUUCUCCAAUUUCUCCAUUUUUCAAGGUCUCUUUCCUUUUUCCUUUUUUAUCUCAUCCAAUGCCUUGUUUGGCUGCUUUUAUUGUCAAUGGAUGCUUUCUCACUACCCCUUUUUUUUCUUCUAUAUGUGUUUUCUCUACAGAUUUCUAUACAUUCUCUCCCGUUCCUUCCUCGCUUUGCAGAUUUUCCCGCUUAUUCUGAUUUCUCAUUCGAAACAGUUUUUUCUCUUUCACUGCCCCCCACUUUUUUUUUUUCUUUUUAUUACCUUCCUCUCUCAUUUACUUUCUUUCAAGGACUUUUCUUUUCUCUUUUUUCCACUCGAAACAUAUUCUCCACCUUCUCUCUUUUGAAACGAACACUUUGUGUUUAG